AUGGCUCGACCAGAAACAACAAAAAAGCGAGUCUCCAAUCUUGUCGGCCGCUUCGAACAAUUGGCCCAGGCAUGUCCAAUUCAGGAGUACAUCCAACUAAAUUCAAAAUCACCAACAUCACCACGACCAGCUUCACAUCAUGGCGAAAAGACAUGGAUGCCACAAGACCGCAGGACUUUAUCUCUAUCUUCAAUGCCAAACUCCUCCACUCUUUCAGCCAAACUGGAGCGCGAAAUCAACCGCAACGCACAACUACGGCAGGAAAUUGAAACUUUGCGUCGUCAAUGCAAAGAGGACGAAGAGAUACUGACGGCUUUGUCUAGACGUUUGGAAGAAGGCACAGAGCUGCAAGCUUCUCUACACAUGCAGACGUCUGGCUUGCAGACAAAAGUCGACAGAUUGGCAGACAAGCUUGCUCGAAGAGACAAAAUCCAAAAGGCAGAGUAUGAGCGAAGAAUUGCGGCAGUGGCCAACGAACGCGAUAUUCUAGCUUCGAGAUUGCGCAUGGCUGAAGCAAGUGUCGAGAGAGCUCGAGCCGUGGAAGACAGCGUUAAAACUGCAGAUGAAAAGAUCAGAGUCUCGGAAGAGAGAGCUCAGACAGCGAGUAAUCAAGUAACAGCGUUGCAACAACAACUGCUGGAAUUGAAGACAGAUAUUGCUGCUCGAUCGGGACAGCAUGAUAAUGUCAGUGAUCAAGAGAUCCUCGAUAUGACGAACAAACUCAACCAUCUCGUCCAAAAUUGGUGUGCCAAUAGUUUCCGGAAGAUCAAGAUUGACCCACACAGGAUGCUUUGCAGAUUCGAAAAGAUAGCAGCUCUACAGGAAGCAAAGUUGCUACGAAGACUUUAUGCCACUUUCGACACAAGCAUAAAGAUCUUCACCUUCCAAGCUACUGUGCUGUAUCUACUCAUGCCAAUCUUUGACACAUAUUUCUUUGGAAUACCGGAUGAAUUGAAGGGUUUGGACUCAGCUGCUUGGGAAAUGGAAUCUUUGACAACAUCCUUUAACGAGUGGCGAGCAAUGACAUAUGAAUUCUUGCGGAAAAGUGACAACGAUCUCAAGAAGCGCUGUCAGAUUUCACAGACGAAAGCGCAGGCACAGAUGGCAGAGCAAAUUUGCACAACGAUGUCAUCAUUGACGGGCUUGACCAUUUUGGAGGAGCAUAAACAAAGUCUAGGCACUUUGGUCGAGCAUGCUGUCUCGCUCUCCCAGGUGUUGGGAAGUCAGCGAGCUACAUAUCGGUGUUUUCUGCCGCAAGCUAUUGACCAAGACGCCAUUGAGUUUGAGAACACCACGAUGGAGAAUUUGAUGGACGAUCAGGAAAGCGAUGGUAUCGCAAGGGAUGUCAGAUGUGUCGUGUUUCCGGCUUUGAUUAAGCAGGGAGGGGAAAGAGGUGAAGAUAUGGAAGUGGAGAAUGUACUUGUCAAAGCCAAAGUCCUUUGUGUUGAAGAAGACUCUGACGAUGACGAUGAUUUGAUGGAUUGA
Messenger RNA from Aureobasidium melanogenum CBS 110374, 1485 nucleotides. RefSeq lists its product as uncharacterized. Lineage: Eukaryota; Fungi; Ascomycota; Dothideomycetes; Dothideales; Saccotheciaceae. The transcript has 4 exons. The record is from RefSeq and is a predicted model, not a curated record. The coding region runs from base 1 to 1485 and encodes 494 amino acids.